GCCAAGAAUUUUGACCCGGAAGCGGUUGUCCCUGUUCAAUUCAAUGCUUUAGAUCGAACUUGCUGCUUCAGCCAAAAUAAACACACAGACACACACAUUCUGUUUUCCUUUAGUUUUUUUUUUUUUUACCAGACAUGACAAGUGCUCAAUGAGGUCUCACGUCAGCGAUGGCUGUAGUCUCGUGGAAGGAGAUCUGUCUUCUGACUGGACUGGUGGUGGGCUGCUACUGGAACAGCCUGUUCUGUGGUUUUGUGUUCGAUGAUGUCUCUGCUAUCUUGGAUAACAAAGACCUUCGUCCCACCACACCGCUGAAGAACCUCUUCCUCAAUGACUUCUGGGGCACACCUAUGUCAGAGGAGAGGAGUCAUAAGUCUUAUCGGCCACUUACCGUUCUCACCUUCCGCCUCAAUUACCUGUUCAGCGAGUUGAGCUCCUCGUCGUACCACCUCCUCAAUGUGGUUCUUCAUGCCGUGGUGUGUGUCCUCUUUCUCCACUUCUGCCGUCUGCUCCUGGACCGAAGCACCAGCCUCACAGCGGCCCUGCUGUUUGCCGUCCAUCCCAUUCACACAGAGGCUGUAACAGGUGUCGUGGGCAGGGCUGAGUUACUGUCCUCCAUUUUCCUGCUGGCUGCUUUCCUUGCGUACACCAAAUCAAAAGGAGCCGAUCACUCCAUCGUGUGGACUCCCAUCAUUUCAACCGUAUUCCUGGUUGCCGUUGCCACGCUAUGCAAGGAGCAGGGAAUUACUGUUAUUGGGAUAUGCUGUAUUUAUGAGGUCUUUGUUGCCCAAGGAUUCACUCUGCCCAUGCUGAUUGACACCCUACUUCAAGUGGUGAGAGGAAAAGAUGGUUUUCCCUAUGCUGUCCUCCAGACCCUUCUGAAGCUCAUUGUCCUGAUAAUCAGCACACUUUUGCUGGUCAUCGUCAGGGUGCAGGUCAUUCAGUCCCAGUUGCCAGUGUUCACCAGGUUUGAUAAUCCAGCUGCUGUCAGCUCCACCCCGACCAGGCAGCUGACCUUCAACUACCUCCUGCCAGUGAACGCCUGGCUGCUGCUCAACCCCUCUGAGCUGUGUUGUGACUGGACAAUGGGCACUAUUCCCCUCGUGGAGUCCCUAUUGGACCCCCGCAACCUUGCCACGUUGGUAUUCUAUGGUCUGCUGAGCUUCCUGGCUUUUCACAGCCUUUGGUACGGCCACAGUUCUGCCAAGAUCGUCAUGAUGGCAUUGUCUCUGAUCGUCCUUCCUUUCAUCCCUGCAUCCAACCUGUUUUUCCCUGUGGGCUUUGUUGUUGCCGAAAGGGUCCUGUAUGUUCCCAGCAUGGGAUUUUGUGUUUUGGUGGCCCAUGGAUUCAAACUCCUGUCCCAAAGAGGAGGCCUAAAGAAAAUGUCUUGGUUGCUCUUGGGAGUUCUUAUAACAACACACGCCUUGAAGACUUUCAACAGAAACUGGGAUUGGGAGUCCGAAUACACGCUUUUUACAUCUGCACUGAAAGUGAACAGAAACAACGCCAAACUCUGGAACAAUGUCGGACAUGCUUUGGAGAAUCAGAACAGUUAUGAGAGAGCAUUGAGAUACUUUCUUCAGGCUACAAGAGUGCAGCCAGAUGAUAUUGGGGCCCACAUGAACGUUGGGAGAACCUACAAGAACCUAAACAGGUCCAGAGAGGCAGAGGAGGCAUAUCUAAUCGCAAAAUCCCUAAUGCCACAGAUCAUUCCAGGGAAGAAGUAUGCAACCCGUGUGGCCCCCAAUCAUCUGAACGUCUACAUUAACCUGGCUAACCUAAUUCGGGCGAAUGACUCUCGCCUGGAAGAAGCCGACCAACUCUAUAGACAGGCCAUCAGCAUGAGACCGGACUUCAAGCAAGCCUACAUCAGUCGAGGGGAGCUUCUUCUGAAAAUGAACAAGCCCAGUGAAGCGAAGGACGCCUACCUACGAGCACUGGAGCUGGACCAUACCAAUGCAGACCUCUGGUACAAUUUGGCUAUUGUCAAUAUCGAGAUGAAGGACCCCUCAGAGGCUCUGAGAAACUUUAAUCGUGCUUUGGACCUGAAUCCACGGCACAAACUGGCACUAUUCAACUCCGCACUUCUCAUGCAAGAGUCAGGUGAGGCAAAAUUUCGUCCAGAGGCAAACCGUCGUUUUCUCACCUAUGUGAAAGAGGAGCCGGAUGAUGCUAACGGCUACUUCAACCUGGGCAUGCUGGCGAUGGAUGCGAACGAGAAUGAAGAGGCCGAGCACUGGAUGCAGGAGGCCAUUCGACUGCAACCCGGCUUCCGCAGUGCUUUGUUUAACUUGGCUCUGCUCUACUCUCAGUCACAACGUGAAUUGGAUGCUCUCCCAGUUCUUGAGGAGCUGUUGCGGUACCACCCGGAGCACGUCAAAGGCUUGAUCCUCAAGGGAGACAUCCUUAUGAACCACCGCAAGGAUACACGUGGUGCAAAGGCCUGUUUCGAACGCAUCUUAAACAUGGACUCCAGCAACGUGCAGGCCAAGCACAACCUAUGCGUGGUGUACUUCGAAGAACGGGAGCUCCAGCGUGCCGAACGCUGUCUAGUAGAGACGCUCGCUAUGGCCCCACACGAAGAGUACAUUCGACGGCACCUCGCCAUUGUGCGCAACAAAAUGGCCGCCAUGAGUGCCGCGGGGCAGCCGAUUGUGCAGACAGAGGACAGUAGUGUGGCCGAAAAAGAGCAAGAGCAACAUCAACAGGACAAAAAGGAGGAGGAGGAGGAAGGGCAAGGAGUUGCUUCAGGAGCAGGGGAGGGGGCCAGGAAAGAGAAGAAUAUGAGGAAAUCCUCCCCCACAGAAAGCGUCAGCGGCCAGGGCCACGGCCAAUCAAAGAAUCUGGAUGCAAGCCAGCCUGACAAGAGGACUAACAGCAAAUCCACAAAAGAGAUUAAAGAUAUAGAAAAGAAAAGGGCGGCUGCCUUGAAGAGACUGGAGGAGAUUGAACGCAUAUUAAGCAGCGAUUAACCUUGUUUAUCAACCACCACACUAUUUUUAUAUAUAACUAUUUAAAGCGCAAGAACGAGACUCCUGUUUUUCCUCCACAAAUUGAGCCCUUGUUUAUGCAUGUCUUGUUGCGCUUUUGUUUGAUUGUUUUUUAUAUAUAUAUAUAUAUAUAUAUAAGGUGUGGUAUACUUCCUUUUCCCACAGCUUUAAUUAUGUAAAGCUGUUUGGCUGAAAAAGGAAACCAGGUGUGCAUUCACAACAUGCGCUGAAAAAGCACAAAAUUAGGUACUUUUUUUUAAAGAAACUGCAAAAUAAAAAAUCGUAUUUUACCAUAUUGUUUAUUUAUGAUUGUCUAUAUUUGAGUCACUGGAUUAGUUUUUGUCACUUUUGUGUAUUGAUUUAACCACUGGCAAGUAUUACUCGUAAUCACAGAUAAAAAUGUUGGUAUAUUAGCCAGCCCAUUUUAAUGCAGGGCCUCUGAGUGGUCCGUUACUUGGCUGUUGGGUUUUAGAUCAGCAAGCUUCUUUGUAUGACAUCACCAAUUUCCUCCAAUUCUCAGCUGCUGUUUGUUGAUGUCAUUAUUGUUGUUAUUUUAGUCUUGACGCUGAAUGGUGUCAGUGUUUAAUUAUAUCCUAUGACAUAAUCUAAUUAUGAAUUAGGGUCACCUCCCUUCGCCAGCCCUGUUUUUGAAGGCUUCUGGGAUUUUUCAACAUGGCUUGCAUUCUCUUUGGGCUCUUACAGAUUGCACAGUUUGCUCAUGCAGAGCCAGACUUUGCUUUUUAUUUGUUUUCUGCUGCUUUUAGCUCUGUUUCUUGUUCUCCCCACAAAGACUAAACCAUAACAUUAAAAUAAAGCAUUAAGAAAAAAAACUUAACCUUGAUUUAAAGGAUUAAUUCCCCCCAAAUUAUACUUGUCAACCUCUGCUUAACCUUGUGUGAUUUCAAACCUGUAUGACUCUGCAACAUUUUUUUUAAUAUACCUCCUAAUGUUAUAAAUGAUGCAAAAGCAUUAUAUGGCUUCUGAGCUGUGCAAUAGCUUUGUCUGACUAAAAAAAAAUCAAAUUUAAAUUAUUUGGUUUAAAUUUAAAUGAAAAUUAUUCAAUGAAAAUCCCCACUUAAGCUCACCUAGGCAAGUUCAUAAGAGAACUAGUGAUGUCGGAUUGACCCAUUAUUUUGAAUCUGAUCUUUUCAAUGUAGCAUUCAAUCUAAUUCUGGGAGUGAUUAGUUUGAUUCGCCGAUCCAACGAUACACUCGGAGCAGUUUACAGCUCACUGGAAGAGAAGAUUUUCCAUGAAUUACUAACAUUUUGGCCUGUUCCUCAUACAGUUCAUAAAGACUUCACAUAUGGUGCGUAUGUAGUCAUUGGACCAUAAAACUAUGUUGCUUUUUUGAAACUCUGCACAGUCUGCAUCUAAUGCAAUUGCACUGACAUGAACGAACAGUAGAGUUCAUCACUGUGUAGCCCAACAUUUUUGCAGAUUUUUUUAAGCUUUGAUUUUGAAAAGAAUCAAUCACCUUUUUAAAAGCGAAGAUUAUACGCCGUUGUGUUACUUUAGUAUUUUAAUGUGCUGCAGAUACAUAUGCUGUACACAGUCAAGUUGGGCAUAUUUUUUUCUAACAACCAUGCGCUCUUGCAGGAAUCCUGUCGUCGUUUUACUGUUUACUUUGAAGGCAGGCCCUGAAAUAUCUUCUUUGACCUUUUAUGAAGAUCCUCAAAGGGAAAGAAAAGCUACUUGAGAGCUAGCUGUAUUAACACAUGAAACUUCUGGGGUGUUACUUUGUUGCAUUAAACAAGUAGCAUAACUGUUGCCGUUAUCCGAUUAAGUAGUGGACUCAAGCAGUUCACAGUAUUAUCAGCUGUUUUGCCAAUUGAGAAUCACCCGUAAAACUUGAGCGAGAAACCUGAUAACUACACCUGUUUGCUUUUUCUUUUGGCAACUUGUGCAUCUAAAUCUUUUUUUUAUUUUAUUGUAAGUUUGAUAGUCUCUAAGGACAGAUUUACAUGGUUGUAUCAUGUUAAUUUUAAAAUAUUUAGUGUUAGGAGUUCACCUCUCUAAGAGGUUCAUUUCCCACUCAAUCAUCUCACGCAACUCUCAUUCAGCUGUAUGUGAUAUGUCAUAUUUCAAGUUUCCCUCGGCUCAGCUUGAGUCCUAAUGAUGUUUUAGGACCUUUUCCUCAUGUUUACUCAUGCUGUGCUUUUACACCAAAUCCCAUUUCUUACAUCUUGAUUUAUAGUAUUUGCUUUUUUACUUGGACUAAUGUUUGACUUAUGAGUGGUGGUGGGACCUAUGGUUUUUCCAAUAAAAACAACUUACAUCAGAAAUGUCUCAUAAAUUCCACUUUUUUUAUGCAUUCUGGCAGCUGCAAACAAGCCAACGCAGAGACCUGAUCAAUUUUUUCGAUUCGCAAAAUCCACAAGGUCCAAAUUUACUCCCUCACGCCUUUGACUCGUGUGCUACCCAAAGGCUGCAACUGUCAUUUUACUUGUUGUCAAGGCCUCGGGUUUCAGCAUUGAGCUUGUGUUGCAAUAAUCCUCGCUGUAAUGUGAUAUGUGCGCAAUGAAGUGCGCUGCAAACAAGUGGUACUUUGUUGCAUUUGUUGAACUAUUUGGCAGGAUAUUGAUCUUGGUAAUUAACAAAUAUUUGUGUAACCCAUUAACUCAAGGUGCCAGGUUUUUGUGGAAAUAGGCUUAUGCUAAGAGUGGAAGGCCCAUAACUAGGAUUUGUUGCAACCGUCGCAAACGUAAUUAUGCACAGAAUCUGGCAGGCAGAGGAGACUAAACCGCUGAAACUUGAGCUUUAAAUCGUCUGCAGAG
Messenger RNA from Pimephales promelas (fathead minnow), 5762 nucleotides. It is a transcript of the gene tmtc3, whose product is annotated as transmembrane O-mannosyltransferase targeting cadherins 3. The record is from RefSeq and is a predicted model, not a curated record. NCBI's taxonomy places the organism in Eukaryota, Metazoa, Chordata, Actinopteri, Cypriniformes, Leuciscidae. Gene Ontology annotation, cellular component: endoplasmic reticulum. Gene Ontology annotation, biological process: protein O-linked glycosylation via mannose. Gene Ontology annotation, molecular function: protein binding; mannosyltransferase activity.